This is a messenger RNA of Linum trigynum, 808 nucleotides long. NCBI's taxonomy places the organism in Eukaryota, Viridiplantae, Streptophyta, Magnoliopsida, Malpighiales, Linaceae. The record is from the annotation of a GenBank genome assembly.
CCACCAAACACCAACAUAUCACAUACUCAACCAUUAUCUACAUACCUCAAACCCUAAUAUUUACCUAGCUUGCCUCAAAAGAAGUCUCCUCUCUCAAUCGUCAAUCCACUCUGUUUCCGAUUACAAAUCACACAUGGCUCCAACUUCUUCUUACGAUCAUGAGCAACAACUCUCAUGCGAGAUAACGAUUCACCAAGCCAAGAACGUGGAAGAGUUCAUGACGAUAAACAAGUCGUCCUACAAAUCCAAAGGAGAUUUGUUCAUGAGAUACUAUCUCUCGGCAGGAAACAACAAAAGAAUCCAACUUGACACCAAAGAGAUCCCCAGCACCAGUGAUCAUCUUUUGUGGAACGAGUCCGUCUCAUUGGAUUGCUUUGGCACUCAAGACUCAAUCAACAGCCUACAGACAAGCAGCGUGGUUUUCGAGCUGAGAUGGAGAUCGUCAAAGGGGAGUACCAUCCUUGGGCUUGGAGGUUCAAAGCUGGUUGGUAGAGCUGAGCAUCCAUGGCAAAGUGUCAUGGAUGCAUCAGGAAUGAAAAUUGAGAAAUGGGUUGUUAUGAACCCCAAAGAAAGGUAGUCGCACCAGAAAGAUCUCCCUUUUCGUAAGAGCUUCUGCUUUUAUGUUAUACAAAAGCGCUUUUCGCCUUUUCAAAAGCCAAGCAUUUAUAUGUGUUUGGCCCUGUUUCGACUUUUAAAGACGAAAAGCACUUCUAAAAGGCAGGCCAAACAUAGGCAUAAUAUAGUUAAUAAUAAUAUUGAGAAAAAGAAAGAGAGGAAGGAGUAGUGUUAAUUAACAUUGCAAUUAUUG